Molecule: messenger RNA, 237 nt
Organism: Fusarium venenatum
Lineage: Eukaryota; Fungi; Ascomycota; Sordariomycetes; Hypocreales; Nectriaceae
Product: 60S ribosomal protein eL38
Biological process (GO): protein-RNA complex assembly; translation
Cellular component (GO): cytosolic large ribosomal subunit; ribosome
Molecular function (GO): structural constituent of ribosome
Source: RefSeq, a predicted model, not a curated record
AUGCCUCAAGAGGUCGCUGAUAUUAAGAAGUUCAUCGAGAUCUGCCGUCGGAAGGACGCUUCCUCCGCCCGGAUCAAGAAGAACAAGCAGACCAACAACAUCAAGUUCAAGGUCCGCUGCCAGAAGAACCUCUACACCCUGGUUCUCAAGGACAACGACAAGGCCGAGAAGCUCAAGCAGAGCCUCCCCCCCAACCUGCAGCUCACCGACGUCUCUAGCAAGAAGAAGUCUGCUUAA